AUGCCGAAAAUCUUAGAGAACACGUCUUAUCUAUUUGUUAAUGACUUAAUGGUAGGAUACCUACUAUCGCAUAAUCUCCGUCUCCUUGUGCCAUUGCUUCACCGGACAAUCCUUUCUACCGCCGUUACUUCUCCGAUGGAUUGGCAAGGACAAAAGUUAGCAGAGCAUCUGAUGCAGUUGAUGCUGGUAUCUUUUGCUGUGGUGGCAUUCAUCAUGGGGUACGUGUUGGGAUCAUUUCAGACAAUGCUGCUUAUAUAUGCAGCUGGUGUUGUCUUGACCUCUCUAAUUAUAAUUCCCAAUUGGCCCUUCUUUAAUCGCCACCCUCUAAACUGGUUGGACCCAAGCGAGGCUGAGAAGCAUCCCAAGCCGCUGGCUGCUAAAUCUGGUCCAAAGAAGAAGACUUCUAAGAAGAAGUUUAGUCUUUACGGUGCCUCAAUAUUUGCCCUUUUGCUUUCAUUUUUCCCAAGAUUCCGGCUGAUUUUCGGGAUUAUUUAG
Molecule: messenger RNA, 495 nt
Organism: Fraxinus pennsylvanica
Lineage: Eukaryota; Viridiplantae; Streptophyta; Magnoliopsida; Lamiales; Oleaceae
Source: the annotation of a GenBank genome assembly